AUGUCUGAAGCCCCUGAGAGCCAGCCCGUGAAAUUCACCAUCACUCAUUACCGCCAACUACAACACUCGCACGAGGCAUUCAUCAACUGGAUCAUCCAGGAGCAUCUGCCUCUCGCUUUGCCCGUCUUUGAAAAAUACGGGAUGAUUGUAUACAGCCUAUUCGUUACGCCGCCUUCUCUCAACAGUGCACUUAAAAAGGAUAUUGAGGCGUUUCGACCUACCUGGGAUUUUGCUCAAUUCGACUGCUUUAUUGAAUACACGCUUCCGAAUGUGGAGACUAUCAUGAAAGUCAUGACAGAUCCAGAUUGGCAGGUAGCAGUGAAGGACCAGGAUAAGUGGGUAGAUGUCCCGAAGGCCCUAGUUUCGGUGGGUUACAGCACAGGGAAUCUACUCUAA
Molecule: messenger RNA, 396 nt
Organism: Penicillium pulvis
Lineage: Eukaryota; Fungi; Ascomycota; Eurotiomycetes; Eurotiales; Aspergillaceae
Product: EthD domain-containing protein
Exons: 2
Coding region: 1-396 (131 amino acids)
Molecular function (GO): oxidoreductase activity
Source: RefSeq, a predicted model, not a curated record